Messenger RNA from Chrysoperla carnea, 1278 nucleotides. RefSeq names its product short/branched chain specific acyl-CoA dehydrogenase, mitochondrial. Gene Ontology annotation, molecular function: acyl-CoA dehydrogenase activity; flavin adenine dinucleotide binding. Lineage: Eukaryota; Metazoa; Arthropoda; Insecta; Neuroptera; Chrysopidae. Gene Ontology annotation, cellular component: mitochondrion. The record is from RefSeq and is a predicted model, not a curated record. The coding region runs from base 10 to 1257 and encodes 415 amino acids. The transcript has 7 exons.
UUAUCGAAAAUGAACAAUUUACAGCGAUUAGUUUUAAAUAAAUACAAUUUUCGAAUACUUCGAAAGUUUUCACAACAAUGUACAACAACAAUAACAGAACCACCAAAACCAAUAACAUUUUUAACAAAUCAAGAAAUUAUGGUCAAAAAUACUGUUGCGCGUUUGGCAACUGAAAAAAUAGGUCCUUUGGUCCGGCAAAUGGAAGAUGACGGGAAAAUACAUGAAUCUGUUUUAAAUAUGCUUUUCGAUAAUGGGUUGAUGGGUAUUGAAAUUGAAUCAAAAUACAAUGGGACCGAAAGUAAUUUUAUGAAUGCAAUUUUGGUAAUUGAAGAAAUUUCAAAAAUUGAUCCAUCUGUAGCUGUAAUGGUUGAUAUUCAUAAUACGUUAGUUAAUAAUUUAUUUCGAAAAUUAGGUACAGAAGAACAAAAAAAUAAGUACUUACCAUUAUUAGCAUCGAAAUGGGUUUCGAGUAUUUGCAUAAGUGAAUCUGGAUCUGGCAGUGAUGCAUUUGCUAUGAAAACAACAGCCAAAAAAGAUGGGAACAGUUAUAUAUUAAAUGGAUCGAAAAUGUGGAUAUCCAAUUCAGAUAUAGCUGACGUAUUUUUAGUUAUGGCAAAUGCUAAUCCUGAAGCUGGUUACAAAGGGAUUACUAUGUUUAUUGUUGAACGCGACACGCCAGGUUUAACAGUGGGUAAACCUGAACGAAAAUUGGGUUUAAAAGCAUCAGGAACAUGUCAAGUACAUUUUGAUAAUGUACGCAUACCCGAAACAAAUAUUUUAGGUAAAUUGGGUCAUGGAUAUAAAUAUGUUGCAUCAAUUUUAAAUGAGGGACGAAUUGGUAUUGCUGCCCAAAUGUUAGGUUUAGCUGAAGGCUGUUUUAACGCAACAAUUCCAUAUACAUUAGAGCGUAAACAAUUUAAUGAACCCAUCUAUAAAUUUCAGUCAAUGCAGCAUCAAAUUGCACGGAUCGCUACAGAAAUCGAAUGUGUUCGAUUAUUAGUAUACAAUUCAGCACGAUUAUUAGAAAAUGGUGUCGAUGUACAAAAAUAUGGAGCUAUGGUUAAAUAUUAUUCAGCUGAAGUUGCACAAAAGGUGACAAUUAAUUGUAUCGAUUGGAUGGGGGGUGUUGGUUUCACACAGGAUUACCCACAAGAAAAAUUUUAUCGUGAUUGUAAAGCUGGAUCAAUUUACGAGGGUACUACCAAUAUUCAAUUAAGUACAAUUGCCAAGUUUAUUGAAAAAGAAUAUAAGCAAUAAUAAAUAAAAUUUUGGUUUGGG